Musa acuminata AAA Group (dessert banana) is the source of this 1068-nucleotide messenger RNA. Its product is annotated as GDSL esterase/lipase At2g40250-like. The transcript is spliced from 3 exons. Lineage: Eukaryota; Viridiplantae; Streptophyta; Magnoliopsida; Zingiberales; Musaceae. The record is from RefSeq and is a predicted model, not a curated record. Gene Ontology annotation, molecular function: hydrolase activity, acting on ester bonds. The coding region runs from base 1 to 1068 and encodes 355 amino acids.
AUGGAGAACAGAGUUCUAUUCUUUGCCAUCUUCUUCCUCCUCUUGCACCCUCUCGCCGCCACCAGCCAUAACAUCUCCGCUGUCUUCGCCUUCGGCGACUCGACUCUCGAUGCCGGCAACAACAACCAGCUUCACACGAUCGCCCGCGCCGACCACGUCCCCUACGGCCGCGAGCUCCCGGGCCAUCUCCCCUCCGGGAGGUUCUCCGACGGCAGGCUGAUUACCGACUUCAUCGUCUCCGCCCUGGGACUCAAGGACCUCCUCCCUCCUUACUCUGAGGCCGACCGCCUCGACCUUUCCAACAUCGCCACCGGAGUCAGCUUCGCCUCCGCGGGCACCGGCCUCGACGACCUGACCGCGAGCCAGUCGCAGGUCAUGACCAUGGCCGAAGAGUUGAGAAACUUCGCGGCGUACACGAAGAGGCUAACAGCUGCUCUCGGGAAGGAUAAGGCGCAGGAGAUCAUCGGCGGUGCCCUGUUCGUCAUCGGCGCAGGCUCUAAUGACUGGAUGAUUAACUACUACAUUUCUCCCAUCAGAAGCUGGACGUAUUCGAAGACUGAUUACAGCCGUUUCCUCAUCGGCAAGCUUCGUUCUGUGGUUGAGGAAAUAUAUCACAGAGGUGGUCGGAAGUUUGCCAUCUCCGGGCUUCCACCACUGGGAUGCCUUCCUCUGCAGAUCACUCUGAACGCAAUGGUGCCCAUCAACCACGCGACACAACGAAGCUGCGUGGUGGCGCAGAACAACGACGCCGCCGCAUACAACUCCCUGUUCAAACACUCCAUCAACGCCCUGAGUGCUUCGCUCGUCGAAGGCAAGUUCGUGUACGUGGACAUCUACACCCCACUGAUCAACAUGAUCCAUAACCCUAAAAGAUACGGUUUUGAGUCGACGACGUUGGGGUGCUGCGGGACUGGGACGGUGGAGAUGGGUCCGUUGUGCAAUGCGAUGACGCCGGUGUGCUCGGCUCCUUCUUCUUUCAUGUUCUGGGACUCUGUUCAUCCAUCAGAGGCAACAUACAAAGCUCUUGCGAAAGAGAUGAUUAAAGAUGUGCUCCCAAAGUUUGGAUGA